Molecule: messenger RNA, 1190 nt
Organism: Diabrotica balteata
Lineage: Eukaryota; Metazoa; Arthropoda; Insecta; Coleoptera; Chrysomelidae
Source: the annotation of a GenBank genome assembly
ACAGCCAGUUUUGUUCUUGAGUAAAAUCGAUUCGGUCACAAUUAUUACACUGUGUUUAUCUGAUUUUCCUUUGUAUUUUCCUUAAUAUUAUUCAGCAAUGAAUACAACUUUGGUAUUUAUAGCAUCAGUCUCGUUUCGGAGCCAGCUAGAAAAGCAUCGUCCAUUGAAAUUGACUUAACCUAUAAAUUUGAAAUAUGAAUAACGCGGUUAGUUAUCAGGAAGAUAGUGUACCGGAUUUGAGCGAAGAUCUCGAAAAUUGGAUGUCGCGAUUGCCGCACGAACUCCGACAAACUCCAAUUAUUUAUUUGGCUAUUCCAGGUUCGCAUGACAGUUUUACAUCGGAAAUUACAUCAGAUUCGGAACUGGCCCCAGACGCUGAGGAUGCAAUAAAGAAAUUAAGUUUUUUAGGACCCAUAUUAAAAGCUUUUAUGGUCAAAUGGUCUCGAACGCAAACAUAUAUGGCGAAAGACCAACUAAUUAGGGGUAUAAGAUAUUUCGAUCUGAGAAUCGGAACUCGACAAGGUACACAAGACCUUUUUAUUGUUCACGGAUUAUACUCCGUUACUGUGCAGACCUGCUUAGAUGAAAUUAGUAGUUUUUUGGAUACCCAUGCACAAGAAGUAGUUAUUUUGGACUUCCAACAUUUUUAUGGAUUUACUCAAAGUGAUCAUGAUAGACUGAUGCAAAUGGUUAACAAAACAUUUGGUGCUAAACUUUUGCCUUUUACACAACAUAUGAAUUAUGUGUCUCUAGAAUACAUGACAACACAAUAUCGGUAUCAGGUCAUAUGCGUCUACAGAUCCGAUGCAUCUCGAUUUGGACAGCCUUUAUUGUGGCCUUCUCGUACUUUUCCAAAUCCUUGGCCGAAUACAAUAUCCAAAAGAUAUCUUUUUGAAUAUUUACACAAUGGUCUUAAAAAUAGACCUGUAGAUACUGCUUAUAUUACGCAAUGUAUUUUAACUCCGCCUGGAUGGUUCAUUUUUAAACAUUUAUACUGUUCCCUAAAAAAAUCGUGUGGAAUAAAAUUAGAAGAACCCAGAUCGAACUGGAUUGAAAAUCAAACGCCUGGUGCAAAUGGUCUUAAUAUUAUAAUAGCUGAUUUUAUUGAACUAACGGACUGUAGAUAUGUAAAAGAGGUUAUAAAUCUUAAUCAAAAGCUUAUUUUAAAUAGUAAAAAAUAUUAAGUUUUA